Messenger RNA from Actinia tenebrosa (Australian red waratah sea anemone), 4706 nucleotides. RefSeq lists its product as uncharacterized. Gene Ontology annotation, molecular function: protein binding. The record is from RefSeq and is a predicted model, not a curated record. Lineage: Eukaryota; Metazoa; Cnidaria; Anthozoa; Actiniaria; Actiniidae.
CAAGUUUUUUCUUUAAAUUUCCUACGUCAAUGGCCCAGAACUUUAUCUAGAUUGUAGUGAAUUUUCUACAACUUGUCCUAUCCAAACUUCGGAGAAAACGUUUUUUAAAGUAAAGUGGGUUGGGGUAGCAGAGGAUGAUCGUUUAUUUAUGCAUGGCUUUCAUCAUAAUUCCAAGAACUCUAAAACGUCUGCGCAACCAAUUUAUGCACAUUUAUGCAUAACUGUCUAUUGAGUCAGAAUUGUCGCUUCGCUAAAAGAAAACGAGAACUUUCUGACACUUAAGUCCAGUGAAGUAAAACGAUUCUUUCAAAAUGAACGUCGAGAAGAUUUGUUUGUUGGUUCGUACUUGCAUUUCCUACGGACAUCUUGGAUACUUGAACUUAGAAAAUCAAGAGUUAAUCUGCCUUUACAACGAAUGCCUAGCCAUAUCCGACCACUUUGGGGACAUCUUCUGUGGUGCUCAGUUAAGCAUGCUUCUUGGUGAGUUGCAAGGGAAAAACUGUUUUGAAGAGUGUUCAAAAUAUCUAAAGAUGUCGAAAGUUUCAGAGCGAAAAGGUAACGAAAUGGAGGCAAAUGUGUAUUUAUUAAUGGCGAGAAAAUAUGGAAUGUUAUACAAACUCCAGAAAGCCAUUGAGUGUUGUAAAAAAGCCAUCGACAUCUCAAAACACCUCGGUAUAAGUGCGAUUGAGGGACGUGCAUACUGGGACCUUGGAAACCUUUAUGUAAAACUAAACUACUUCCGCAACGAAAUAAAAGAAUGUGCAGAAAACUGCUUACAAAUUGGCAACAAAUUAGAAGACAAGAAGUUAGAGGGAUGUGGUUACUUCCUGUUAGGGAGCGCCUACUUAGGCCAGGGUAAAUGGAAUGAAGGCAUUUGCUAUACCAAAAAAAGUCAAGAAAUUGCUUCACAAUUGAAUGACAAGCAUCUUUUAGGAGUAGCCUAUUCAAACAUCGGAAUUUGUUAUGACAACUUAGGUGAUUUGAAGCAGGCCAUUUAUAAUUUUAGAAUGGGUCUAGCGAUUGUAAAAGAAACAGGUGACAGAGCCGGAGAAAGUACGAUUUACGCAAGCAUGGGAAAAGUUUACCUUGCAUCAGGCUACUCCGAACAGGCUAUGAACUGUUAUCUAAAAAGCUUGAACAUAUCCAUUGCCAUCGGUAACAAAAAUGGGGAGGCAGCUUCUUACUUAGAUUUGGGAGGCCUUUACUGGGCACAAAGCAAAUACCACAAAUCCAUGGAAUGUUUUGAAAAAGGUCUUAAAGUCUUCAAAGACAUUAAAAGCAGAGUGGGAGAAGGGGCAGCAUAUCUGCACUUUUCAGGAGUAUAUUUUUCUGUUGGAAAAACCCAAGAAUCUCUGGUAGAGCUUAAGAAGAGUCUAGCAAUCGCGAUCGAAACGGGUGAUAAAAAGAGGCAAAUGAACUGCUAUGGCAACUUGGGAGUAAUCUAUCAAAAAUCAAAGAAAUAUGUGCUAGCAAUUAAGUACCACAAGGAUUGCCGAGAUUGCGCUAUUGAAAUUGGUGACAAGAUGGGAGAGGGAAGUGCUAAUUGCUACAUUGGGGGUGUCUACCUGAAUUUAGAACAACCUAAAGAGGCUCUUGGUUACUUCGAAACGAGCCUAAAUAUUGCCACAUCAUUCAAAGACAAGCGAGGAGAAGCAUAUGCUUAUUAUUACUUAGGAAAGGCAUACUUUUAUUUGGAUAGUUUUGACGAAGCCAUUACGUAUUUAGAAAAGAGCCUUAACAUCGCAAUGGAAAUCGGGAACAAGCGUAUUGCAGGAUGGGCCAACACAGACCUCGGAAUGAUAUACUACCAUCUAAUGACUUCUGAAGAGAAAAGUGAAGACGCAAAAGAAAAGGCGGAAGAAAAGUUGAAGAAGGCUGUGGAGUGCUGUGAAUGGCAAUUUAGUCAUUUAAGGGAUCUAAACGACUUCAAGAUAUCCAUUGUCGAUACAUACAUCAACACCUACGAGCUGCUUUCGAAAGUGCUGAUUGAACGCGGAAAGAUAGAAGAAGCCUUGCUGAUUAGCGAUCGCGGGCGAGCACGUUCAUUAGGAGAUAUUCUGGCUUCAAAGUAUGGUAUCACAGAAGCAAGAUACCCUAGCCAAAAACCACUUGAAAGCAAUGAUCUAGAAAGUGUUUUAUCAAGUAAUCAAUUCUGCAUUCUCUUCUUUGCAAUAGGACAUGCUUGGGCGUUAACACAUCAGAGGCCCAUAGUUUGCGUUAACAUUGACAGCCAAGCAUUGACUGCAGUCAAAGAACUGCAGCUGGAGAAAGAAGUCAAAACUAGGAAAUGCGAAAACCGAUCUCUUGAGUCAGCAGAAGAAAUUGAAUUUCCCAAAGUCAGCGAAAUUCAAGCAAAGAAAUCACCGAUUCAAUCAGUUGAAAGAUACGUAGUUCCAGUUGGGGAACCACAGAUGGAAGUAAAUGAGGAAAACAAAGAUCAACUCGAGGUCUUAUUCAGUUUGCUGAUUACCCCUGUGAUCCAACACCUCCAACACGAAGAGAUCGUCAUCAUUCCUGAUGGACCUUUGUACAGAGUGCCAUUUGCAGCUUUGAAAGAUCCAGUUACAAAGAAAUUCCUAUCUGAAACUAAGAGUAUUCGUUUCUCGCCGUCACUAGCGACUUUGAAAGGUUUAMRAGAAUGYMCUGUUGACUUCCACAGUAAAACAGGCGCGCUCAUAGUUGGAGACCCAGAUGUUGGAGACGUAGUUCUAAGGGGGGAAAAGACUUUCAUCACUCGUCUUCCAUCUGCAGAGCACGAGGCCAGAAUUAUUGGAGGACUAUUGGGUGCCGAGCCAUUAAUUGCAUCGCUGGCGACAAAGGAAAUGGUUAAACAAAAGAUGAAAGAGGGCGUUGCUGUCAUUCAUAUUGCAGCACAUGGAGACUCAGAUCAUGGACACAUAGCCCUUGCCCCAUCACCAAGAACAGAUGCAACAAGUAUCCCAGGAGAAGAGGACUACAUGCUGACAAUGCAGGAGGUACAAGAGAUUGGUGUUACAGCAAAACUUGUUGUCCUAAGCUGCUGUCACAGUGGUAGUGGAGACAUCAAGGCAGAGGGAGUGGUUGGAAUGAGUCGAGCUUUUCUUGCUGCAGGAGCUCGUGCUGUUGUAGCGUCGUUGUGGGCCGUUGAUGACGAGGCUACAUUAAAUUUCAUGACAAGCUUUUACACGUUUCUAAAGAUGGGAGAAAGUGCAAGUAAAAGCCUACGAAUGGCCAUAAAUGACAUAAGAGGAGAAGAAGAUUUUGAAGACCCAAAGUACUGGGAUCCUUUCUUUCUUAUUGGUGAUGAUGUCACCAUCAGUGUAUGAGAAAUGAGAAAGAACUAAGAUUACAGUGAACCAAAGUACUGGACUCCUUUCUUUUGUAUUGGUGAUGUUGUCACCAUCAGUGUAUGAGAAAUGAGAGAGAACCAAGAUUACAGUGAAGCAAAGCACUGGGCUCCUUUCUUUCUUAUUGGUGAUGAUGUCACCAUCAGUGUAUGAGAAAUGAGAGAGAACCAAGAUUACAGUGAACCAAAGUACUGGACUCCUUUCUUUCUUAUUGCUGAUGAUGUCACCAUCAGUGUAUGAGAAAUGAGAAAGAACUAAGAUUACAGUGAACCAAAGUACUGGACUCCAUACUGGUGAUGGAUAAAAACAAACAACAGAAACGUUUAGUUUGCGUGACAAAUUCACGCAAAACUUUAAGUAAACUUUUAGCAAAACGUUUAGGCCAUACUUCGUUGCCUUUUUAGUAUUGAUAGGAAUGGCAUUUACUUUCAUUUUUUCAAUUUCCUCAUCGGAAAUUGUAGCAAAACAAUUGCAGGCAGAUGCCAUUUUGUUGCCGACUCAAUAUUCCGAGAAUCAGAGGUGAAUGUCGUAAAAUAUUCACCUCCAAUUAAUUAACCAAUGAGCGCGCGCGUUCUUAGGAAGUACACAGGUUGGUAUAUGUAUAACUUUAAUUAUUCACAAGCUUGGCAACCGAUAAGGUCUUUCAUUUGGGUCACAUUGAUCUGUCUUGAAACCAGUUUAAACACUAGUUAGGCCAUUGAUUAUUGCAAUGAGAAUGAAAAUGUAUAUAUAUUUGUAGUGCAAUUUUUGCAAAGAUUAAACAAGUUUCAUAUAAGACAUAUAUGUAAUAACGUCAAGUUAAACUACACAGUUAGCAAUCCAAAUAUAAAACUACAUGAAAGAGAUCAAGAAAAGAAGGAGUUAUUUCAAUAAGGAAAAAUAUACAGAGUAAUGACGAGAUCAAUAAAAUAAAGUACGAUAAUAUUAGAAUCUUAAAUUAAUUCUAAGUAUAUGAAAUGAAAAUAAACGUAUGGGAUAAGAAAAGAAGAAGUGGACUAGAAAUUUUCAGGCAAUAGUAACUGACUUUAUAUCAUAUAGAUAGAUACAUUGUAUCGAACUAAAGCAUGACUCAAGUAAGUGUAAAUGCUAACAUGUAAAAAUUUAAUAACGACUUAAUGAUACACAUUAAUGAUUAUUGUUUCAAAGUUGCUUUCUUGAUUAAAAAAUAUUCAUUAAUGUUCUUCAAGAUCUUUGCACCAGGAACUCUCACAUUAAAUUUCCCAUAAUACUUUUACAUUUUACUUUGUUGCAAAUCUAGUGCUAUACACAUGACAUUGCUGAAUUUUUUCCCAUUUUCAGGAAAUGAGCAUGGAUUAUAGCCCAUGUUGUUGAUCGAUUUUGGGCGAUUUUCACACCUUUUAUUAAAACGCAUGGACAAUA